Messenger RNA from Morus notabilis, 1446 nucleotides. Its product is annotated as THO complex subunit 7A. Gene Ontology annotation, cellular component: THO complex part of transcription export complex. Bases 345 to 1073 code for a protein of 242 amino acids. The record is from RefSeq and is a predicted model, not a curated record. Lineage: Eukaryota; Viridiplantae; Streptophyta; Magnoliopsida; Rosales; Moraceae. Gene Ontology annotation, biological process: mRNA processing; mRNA export from nucleus. The transcript has 4 exons.
AACGAGUUAUUCAAUCUCAAAAAACAAAACAAAACAAAACACAAAACAAAAAACAAAAAACAAAACAAAAGGAGAGAGAACGAAUUAGGGUUGGCUCAGUCAUCAAUUCAUGAUGUUGAUCUUCUUCUUGAGGUCGAAUUGCUCUUGAGAGUGAAAAAGGAAGAAUCUUUUUGAGGGAUUUCUCAACAGCAAAGGGAAUAUGAAUUAGAGAUGCAAAAUUGAAUCUUAAAAAUGGGUACUUUCGGACAGGCGGUCUCUCAUCCUCGUGGAUUCUCGCCCUUUCUCCCGUGAACAAAUCUAGCUUGCUUUGCAACUCCCACUAGUGAAUCUACAAUCACCAUUCAAUGUUGGCGAAAGGAAGGAAAGUUUCGGGUCGAGGUGAAGCAGUAGCUGCAAACUAUGCUUUCGGCCCACUUGAAGAUGACAUCAUCAUAAAACACAGGCUCCUCACCCGCACCACCACCACCCGGGGAGAACCGCCAUUGAAGAAGCUUCAGAAGAAGUUCACCUCUUUCUUCACUGAGAUCGACAAGAAUGAUGACAAAAACUUCGCUGACUGCGAGAAGCUUGCCAAGGCUUUCCUGCAGGAGCUCUCUACCUUUGAGAUUCCGCUCCUCAAGAGCAGGGCGGUUGUUGAGGCCAACAUCAGAGAGAAGGAGAACUUCCAUGAGUUGAAAGAGGAGAUCAACCGGCAGAUUGUGCAGGCACAGUCUGACAUUGAGGAUCUCAAGAAACAGCUAGAGCAGAGCAAGAUCGAGAGGCGUCACAAGGAGGAGUGCGAGGCAAUCAGGAAGCUGAUUGCUGCUCAGCCGCCAAGGUCGGAGACACAAAAGCUCAUUGCUGAGUUAGAGAAAGAGAUUGCAGCGCUAGACGCAGAGAACACCGCCAGUUCGAGGUUGUUGGAGCUUCGUAAGAAGCAAUUUUCCCUUUUGCUUCACGUGGUGGAUGAGUUGCAAAAUACAAUAGAGGAAGACCAGAAGAAUUUGAUUGAGGAAAUGAGACUUGCGACAGAAGAGCAGAAGAACGGGUUGGAGGAUGCAAUUGGGGGCUCAGAGGCCAUGGCUGUCGAUUAGUUUUUAUUAUCUUUUCCGAAGUGAGUUUAUGUUUUCUUAAUGAUGUAUCUUUCAGUGCAUUACAUCUCCUGAUGUUUAGGAACACAUGAUAUAACGGAGUAUGAUAAAAAUUUUGUAGGUUAGUUGGGGAAAGUUGAAAAUUCCUAAUCUUUUAAACAGUUUGGCUUGUUUUGCUUGAAAAUCAGUGCUGCAAGCUAGGAUGAUGAGAAAAAAUAUUAUACCUUUGUUUUGCCAUGCUGUGAUGUGAAAACAGAGUGUAUUAUCAGUGCAUGUGAAGGAAGGUAUUAUAGUUUGAUACUAAAUACAUUACCACCUAAUGUCACUUGAAGAAAACAGUACACCCAUCAAAUGUCUUCACGAAGGCAGUCCCAAA